GACAGUACAGCAUUAUUUAGUACUAGACUACUUGGACCAAUAAUAACACAGGAGUGAGAGAGCAGUUUGUUAAUAAUAAUUCACUCGCAAAAUCUCAAGGAGUUGGAAGCAAAAAUCGAGCUCUGGGUCAAUGGCAAAGAAGGGUUUGUUGAACCAGUACUUGUUGCAGCUUCAGCAUCAUCCACUGAGAACCAAGGCAAUUACAGCAGGGGUGUUGUCGGGGAUCAGUGACUUGGUUUCGCAGAAGCUCACUGGGAUACAGAAGAUUCAACUGAGAAGGCUUGUUCUCAAAGUGCUUUUUGGAGUCUUAUAUCUUGGACCUUUUGGGCAUUUCCUGUAUAUUGUACUGGACAAAAUUUUCAAGGGCAAGAGGGACUCAAAAACAGUAGCCAAGAAGGUGGUGCUGGAACAGUUGACAUCUUCACCUUGGAACAACUUGCUCUUUAUGGUUUACUAUGGGUUGGUUAUUGAGGGAAGACCCUGGACGCAUGUGAAAACUAAAAUUAAGAAGGAUUAUCCAUCAGUGCAGCUUACAGCUUGGACGUUCUGGCCAGUUGUUGGGUGGGUGAAUCACCAGUAUGUGCCGUUGCAGUUUCGUGUCAUUUUCCAUAGCUUCAUUGCAUUUGGCUGGGGAAUAUUUCUGAAUCUACGAGCAAGAUCCAUGGCAUUGACAAAGGCGAAAUGAAAACAAGGAAAUUGAGUCUUCAGAUGGGACAAAUGCACAGUUUGUGCUAGCUUAUUCUUUGUGGCUCAAAGAUGAUGUCUAAGCAUUCAUGUAUUUUUAAAUAAUUGAAUAUCAAUCCUGACUCUCUGUGUGGUAUCCGUGGAUUAUUUAUCAAUGAUUUCAUGCUUCACUAAGCAUUUGUCAUUUGUCAUUUUAAAAUUUUUUCAUGGGAGUGUGCAAACAAGAGAAUUGACAAUUGGAUUGCUACAAGUUUAUGUCAAUUUCAACAACCAAGGAUAUGUCAAAGAUUGCUUUGCUUCCAUUCCGAGGUAAGUUCUUGCCUGCUAGCGAGCCCACAAAAGCAUGUGAGAGUGACAGUCCCAAGAAAUAAAAAACAUGUGAAUCAAUAAAUUCUUAAAUUUACUAUUGUUGUAUGCAGCAUUUCUAUCAAAUUUAUGUAAAAUUCACAUA
Messenger RNA from Quercus lobata, 1135 nucleotides. Its product is annotated as peroxisomal membrane protein PMP22-like. The record is from RefSeq and is a predicted model, not a curated record. Lineage: Eukaryota; Viridiplantae; Streptophyta; Magnoliopsida; Fagales; Fagaceae. The coding region runs from base 131 to 685 and encodes 184 amino acids. The transcript has 7 exons. Gene Ontology annotation, cellular component: cytoplasm; membrane.